AUGGAGAGUUCGGCAGCAGCAGGCAGCGCGUUCAUGCUCAGCGCCAACUCCAUCAUCCCCAGUCUAGAGGCAAAGCAAGACAGGAACUUGGAGAGGAAAGAAAUGGAGCAGGGAAGGUGCGGGUCUGACUGGAGACGUGCAGAGGCCAAUGCUGCCAGCAGCACUGUCAGAGAUGGAGUCAGGAUGGACACAUUGCAAGAACAAAUGGAGUGUUCUGAAAGUGAAAAAUGCACAAAUGUCAGUUCAAGGACCCUUCCCAGUCAAGCAGAGAAUUUUCCGACUGACAUCUCCUUGAAGUUAAUGAUGGUAAGACGAAAGAGUGGAUGUCCUGAUCCCAGACUCCAAGGACAACUCAGAGGGCAGCUCCGUCUUCUGGAAAAUGACAGCAGGGAGGUGAUGGCAGUUUUCAGUGAGCUCUCUGCCAGGCUGCUGUCUAUUCAUAGUGAUCAAGACCUAAUUGUGGUGACGUUUAAAACUUUUGAAGAAAUAUGGAAGUUUCUAACCUACCACUCACUGGGUUUUAUAAAUCAUUGCAUGGAGAAUUUAUUCCUGGAUCAAUCUUUCUGGCUUUAUUCUCAAGAGGAAGAAGAAACAGGCAUUGAAGUCUGUAUAAAUGAAAAAUCAUUAAAUUUGAUGUACAGAAGCCUGCUAGUACAGGAAGGGGCUUUUUUUGCUUUAUGUCCUGGCAAUCUGAUAAGAAAGAUAAUGGCUACAGACAAUGAAAUAAACACUUAUUUUGAGACUGGGGCUUUUACUGAAGAUGUAACAGGUGGAUCUGUGGAUGGUGACAUGACCGUGCUGUCUAACACUUCUCUGGAGCCAUUGAUCCCUUUUCAUCAAUGGUUUCUUAAAGGGUAUUCUAAUCCUAUUGACUUUACAUACAAAAAUGAAUCUAAAUCCAUCAGGAAAGUUGCAAUGGGAUCCUGUCUAGCUGUGAUGAAUUAUGAAAGUAUUGUGUUGGAAGAGAUGAGUUUCCAGGAAGGGGACAAAAUUGAUAUCCUUGGCUACUUCAUUGAAUGCAUGGAAUGGUUCCUUGGAAGACAUGUGUUUACUGGCCAAAUAGGUUUUGUGAAGACAUGUCAUGUUAAACUGGACUUAUCUAAAAAUACACCACAAGACUUAGAUUUUCUUGAAGCAGAAGAGCUAUCUUUUUUUUCAAAAGAAAAAAACUUGGAAGAAGUGAUACAUUUGUUGAAGCAAACCACCAUCACAGAUGUUUGCUCUGUGUAUCGAAUAGACCAAUUAGAAGAACCAGAAUGUGAAAUUCCAUGUUCACAUCCUAGCACAGGAUCCAUUAGCAAGAAUGGCAAGAUAGAAGAAUUCCUGAAGAACUUCAAGAACUUGGGGGCAACUCAGGCAGAAGAGCCAGCUACUGAAGGAAAGGAUUCUGCUAGCUCUCCAAACACAGAAAUCUUUCCUCCACCUGAAGGACCUUGCUUCCACAUACAUCAAGAUGAUGUUCAAGCAUCUGACAUCUUUGAGUCGUUGUUACUCUUCUUAAAUAGGAAGGAGUAUGAGAGAAACUUCAAAAACCUGUAUGAUUUCUCUUAUCCAUUUAUCAAUAGCAUGUUUUAUGGAUUUUCAGAAGAAGAAGAACUAGUUAGCUUUCUUAGACUAGCAAGGGAAGCGGCAAAGAGAGCAGGUAUGUCCUGGGCGCUAGCAAGACUAUGCUUUCUCCUAGGCAGGCUCAGUGUUAAAAAGCUGAAGUUUUCCCAAGCUCGGGUGUAUUUUGAGGAAGCGUUGGGAGCAGUAGCUGGAGGGUUUAGUGAUUUGUACUUCGUAAUUGCUCUUUAUACAAAUCUAACAGUCAUCUACUUGACACAGAAGAACAAAGAAAAAUGUGCUCAUGUUUUUGACAAGGCUACAUCUCUUCUCAUGGGAAUUCCCAACUACAUUUGCAGUGCUGACCUGGAGUCAGAUAUUCUAAAGUAUGCUCUGAAGAGGACAAUUUUGAGCCAGAACAAACAUGCAGAGGCAAGGGCAUGCUUUCUCCUGGCAAAACAUUACAGUGUACACAAACAGCAUGAAGAGGCACUACCAUUCUUGGAAAGGUUUCAACUGUUGCUUAAUGACUUGGGUUUACAAAACAACUUAUCAAACAACUGUUAUUUCAAACUCGCAGAGUCCUACAAUGAAAAGUGUUUGCCGCACAUUGUAUUAAGUUGCAUAAAGGUCACCUCUUCCCAGAGCUCCAGUGCUUUAACGGAUUCCUUGAAAAGGAUUGAUUUAGUUAUCAAAAAUGCUCCCAAGCUCUAUGGCCUGAGGAAACUUAGACAAAUACUCCCAUCCCAAAUUGCACCUUACCUCAUGCAAGCACUUUCCUCUGUGUUUACUAAGGAGCAGCAAGGGCUAUGCAGCACUAUCUGUCUUAGCCUAGCAAAACUGUACAGCCACCACAAACGGUAUGGAAAAGCCAUUGUUUACAUGACGAAAGCACUGGACUCUGAUGUUUCUGCUAAGCCAGAGGAAACCAUUAACUAUUUGGUUUCACUCGCUUGGUUACACGUUCUUUACAGGCAAUAUGAUGUGGCUUUAGCCAUUUUAAAUGCUGUUGUAGACUCUUCAUGGAGCAACCCCCAACAACGAGGCAUUGCUUAUAAUAUGCUUGCUAUUGCUUUGAAAAGAACAAACAAUAGAAAAGAAGCUGCUGAGAGCUACUACAAAGCACUGCGUCUUUCAGAAGAGACCAGUAUGACCCAUAACCAAGCCAUAGCCCUGGCUAAUUUUGGGGCACUCUGCCUGCAUGCAGCUGCCAGCAAGCUGGCAGAACACUAUUAUAUCAGGGCAGUGAAGCUAUUCUCCAAACUUCCAAGUAUGGACUGUGGCCAAGACUUUACCCAAGUCCUCCUUCAGUUGGGAUGUUACUAUGUUGGUGGAACUCAAAGAGAAAAAGGAAGAUUUUAUUAUGAAUGGGCUUUUUUAGUUGCAAUGGAGACAAGUCAUCUGGAAAGUCAGCUACAAGCAAUUAAACUGCUGUGUCAGUUCUACAGUACAGUUGUUCCCAAUGAGGCUCAGUGUGUCAUAUACAAUGAAUAUCAACUAUCUUUAGCUAGAAAGAUGUCCAACAAAGUUCUGGAGGGACAAAUUUUGGAAACCAUUAGUCAGCUCUAUUUAUCUUUAGGAACAGAAAGGGCUUACAGGUCAGCUCUGGAGUAUACCAAAAGAAGCCUUGGAAUAUUUAUAGAUCUCCAGAAAAAAGAGAAAGAGGCAUAUGCUUGGCUACGGGCAGGAAAGAUAUAUUACAUUCUGAGGCAGAAUGAGCUUGUGGAUCUUUAUAUUCAGGUAUGUUGUCAACACUUACAGGUGUGCACGUGUUGUCAACAUGGUGCAGGUGGCAUGGUAAGAAGAGUUGCUCAGAAUGCUGCUCUUUACACAGGAGAUCCAAAUUUAGGAAUGGAAUUGUUUGAAGCUGCUGGAGACAUAUUUUUCAAUGGUACUUGGGAAAAGGAGAAAGCAGUGACUUUCUACAGGGAUAGGGCUCUUCCACUCGCUGUUAAGACUGGCAACAAAACCACCGAACUCAGAUUAUGCAAUAAACUAGUGGAAUUGCUGGUGAAUCUGAAAGCUUAUGAGGAAAGUCUGGAAUAUGCAAGAGCAUCUCUUGUGCUCAGUGUAAGUUUAGGAAAUCAGCUAAAUGAACGAAUAGCUUACCAUCGGCUGGCUGCCAUCAAUCAUCAUUUGGGUCACUGUGAACUAGCGGAACACUUUUAUUUAAAGGCCUUAUCCCUCUGUUCCUCUCCUCUGGAGUUUGAGGAGGAAACACUGUAUUACGUCAAGGUGUACUUGAUCUUAGGAGACAUUAUAUUCUAUGACCUUAAGGAUCCUUUUGAUGCAGCAGGCUAUUAUCAUUUGGCACUUGCUGCUGCCAUGGACCUGGGCAAUAAAAAAGCUCAACUGAAGAUCUACACAAGACUCGCAAUCAUCUACCAUAAUUUCCUUGUGGAUCGGGAAAUGUCUCUCUUCUUCUAUCAAAAGGCAAGAACAUUCGCAACAGAGCUGAACGUUAGGAGAAUAAAUCUAGCUCCUGAUCAGUGUUAUAAGAGUUCAUAA
Molecule: messenger RNA, 4050 nt
Organism: Egretta garzetta (little egret)
Lineage: Eukaryota; Metazoa; Chordata; Aves; Pelecaniformes; Ardeidae
Gene: SH3TC1
Product: SH3 domain and tetratricopeptide repeats 1
Exons: 17
Coding region: 1-4050 (1349 amino acids)
Molecular function (GO): protein binding
Source: RefSeq, a predicted model, not a curated record